Messenger RNA from Phalacrocorax carbo (great cormorant), 1053 nucleotides. The record is from RefSeq and is a predicted model, not a curated record. NCBI's taxonomy places the organism in Eukaryota, Metazoa, Chordata, Aves, Suliformes, Phalacrocoracidae.
CCCCGCCCCCACCUCGCCGCUUCCCGGGGGCGGCGGCGGCUGUCGGCGUGGCCGGGCGCGGUACCGCCUCCCUCCGCGGCUGCGGGCGGAGCCGAGCAGAACCGAGUCUAGCCGAACGCAGCCUACUACUCGGCCGCUGUGCGCCCGGGGCUGCGGAGGCUGAGGCGCCUGCGGCGGCCUCGCCAUGACGGCGGCGAUGAGGCAGAGGUUUGACAAGUUCCUGCACGAGAAGAACUGCAUGACCGCCGUGCUCGAGCGGAUCGAGAGCAAGACCGGCGUCAACCGCACCUACAUCGCCACUGCCAUCCUCGGGGCGGUGGCCGUGUACCUGGUGGUGGGCUACGGGGCGUCCCUGCUCUGCAACGUCAUCGGCUUCGCCUACCCCGCCUACGUCUCAAUCAAGGCCAUUGAAAGUCCCAACAAAGACGACGACACACAGUGGCUGACUUACUGGGUUGUGUAUGGUGUUUUCAGCAUAGUGGAAUUCUUCUCUGAUAUCUUUCUGUCCUGGUUCCCAUUCUACUACAUGCUAAAGUGCGGGUUCCUGUUGUGGUGUAUGGCUCCAAGUCCUUCUAAUGGGGCAGAGUUUCUGUAUCAUCGAAUUAUCCGGCCAUUCUUCCUGAAGCAUGAAGCUCAGCUCGACAGUGUUGUUAAAGACCUGAAAGACAAGGCUGCAGAGACUGCAGAUACCAUCACUAAAGAAGCCAAGAAAGCAACAGUGAACUUACUGGGUGAGGAAAAGAAGAGUACCUAAACUAUUAACUGGAUAAAGUUUCCCUACCACCUCCUGUAUGAAAUUUAAUGUUACUGGGAACUGUGGUAUUAUUUUAAUAAUACUGCCUUGGAAACAUUUUGAUAUAUUAAGGGAAUGUGUUGUAAGUUUGCUUACUACUUUGCUGUGUCUGUAUAGAAAGUAAGCAUUUUUAUUUAAAAGCAAUGCAGUGGGCAGCACGUGAAGCUUAAUGAAAGUAUUUUAUUCAUAUUCAUGCAGAAGAAAUCUUUCAUUAAUCUCUUUCUGCAGUAACAUAAAUAAAAAGUAUAUAUCCCACAGGA